ACGGGUGCAAAGCCAAUUCGAAACCCGAAAUGGGAUCAGUAGUUCACCCGGUGAGUUUAACCGCCACUCGUAGUCCACUCCCGCGCCAUUCUCGUCCCCCGAAACCCUCGUCCACUCCUCGCUUCUCCUCCGCUAGGGCUCCGAGAUCUCUCCGCCUUCGCGUUCGCCUUUGUUCAAAUCUAUCCAGUUCGGACAAACGAAUCCACGGAGAAGAACCAUCUGAAACCCUAGUCGAGGUUCUCAGGGUUCCGGAUUCAUGGUUGAUUCCCUCCAACGCCUUGAAGGAAUCCGAAUGGCUUAGAGUGACCCUUCACGAAUGGUUGGAUGACGAGUAUUGCCCCGAGCCUACUAAUGUAGUUAUCAGCAAGCUUGCCGCACGCUCAUACUAUGAGUCCUUGACGAAAGGUCAGUCUGAUCUUGGUGAAAUUCUGCUGAACAUGGUGAAAGAUUUGGAAACCAUUUCUUACCAGGAAAGCUUUCACGGACCAUUCUCAUCAGCCAAUGCUGCAGUACACUUAAUAACUCAGCGAAUGGAUUCCCUGGUGGAUUCAGAUUCAUAGAAUCAUGCAAAACCUAAUAAGCGUGUGUGUGUGUGUGUGUGUGUGUGUGUUCUAUGGAUGUACACAUUUGCAUUGUUGAACCUUCUAUUCUUCUUAUUAUAAAUGUAUGAUCAUCUGUGAAUCUCUGUAUGUCAGUCAGAGUGAUGACGUGGCGGCAAUGUCUCCUUAACUCAAUGUUGUGUGCGUGUGUGUUCAGAGUUGUGCCUGGUUUGGACUUUGAUAGCCACCAGCCUGCUAAGGCUUUGAGGACAAACGACAACAUCUAACAGGACUCCUCGCUAAAUGAGAGUGUUGGUAUAGGUAAGAUGUAAAGAUUAAACAAAGCUAUCAAAUAAUUUUUUGUCUUUGUUUU
Messenger RNA from Dioscorea cayenensis subsp. rotundata (Guinea yam), 912 nucleotides. RefSeq lists its product as uncharacterized. The transcript is spliced from 2 exons. The coding region runs from base 30 to 560 and encodes 176 amino acids. The record is from RefSeq and is a predicted model, not a curated record. NCBI's taxonomy places the organism in Eukaryota, Viridiplantae, Streptophyta, Magnoliopsida, Dioscoreales, Dioscoreaceae.